AUGCUUCAAAUGAGAUGGGAGGUGUUGGUAGCUCAGCCUCAAGGCGGGGAGGAUAUUAUUCGGCUCGGGCAAAUCCCAUAUUUUGCUACUCAGCACCUUCUCCCAGCCUUCCUUGGUCUCCUUCGAGCGCAGAAGGCCACCGAGAGUCUUGGCGGCCAAAGGAAGCCCUUUGCACUUCUUGGCCAGCCCAAGCCCGACAUCCCUCAGCUCGAGAACCUCAUCGAAGGACGUUCGCGCGUGCUGCGCCAGCAAGGACAGGCAGUUCUCGUCGGCCGUGCGCGGAGACCCAACCAUGGAGGCCACACUGGCGUUGCGGGUCGUAACUAUGAUCCUGCUACCAGGCAGCCCGAACUGGAACGGGCGGUACAGGGCAUCCCACCUCCCGUAGUCCUGGUUCCAAACGUCGUCUAG
Striga asiatica is the source of this 411-nucleotide messenger RNA. The record is from the annotation of a GenBank genome assembly. NCBI's taxonomy places the organism in Eukaryota, Viridiplantae, Streptophyta, Magnoliopsida, Lamiales, Orobanchaceae.